AUCGUCCAAAGACUAUAUAUACUCGGUUAAGUCACAGCUUAGCCGAUGCAUUCACUUUGCAGCUUCGGUUGCUAAGGAACCGCCGAAAGCAGGUGGUAUAAAUCUGAUGAUGACGUUAUAGUAAGAAAACUGGUCAGUCUGGCUGGUUGAGGUGUUGAGGGGGCAUCAUAAACCACGCCAGGAUUCUGACUACUGAAAACUUCACUACCCUCAGUGAAGCUCCCAUCUCCAUGUGUUUCCUUGGACUGUGAAUAUGGUUACACUUAUCACAGAGCAGCUUCGUAAGCAGAGUUUGGAGGAACCUUAUCACAAGGCUUUUUCAUUCAAUGCCACUGUGUCGUUGCCUGCAGUGGGCUCCAGUCCAACCAUCUCAUGGAGUGCUUGUAGAAUGACGCAAGAAACCAGCUCUGCAACGCACCCGACAUCCAAAACACACAUUUCGGCUAAUUCCUGUGAGUUAGACUUUGUGUGGCCUCCCUUAUGUUCUGGAGAUCCCCUCCAGAGACCAGAGAAUGCCUUUACAGACCAAGCUUUCCAGAAUUCACCCCCACCACCUCCAAAACGCCACUGCCGAUCCCUCUCGGUUCCAGAGGAUCUGUCUCGGUGCCGUUCCACCUGGCAUCCUAGUGCAUCAAAGAUCUGGACUCCGGUCAAACGAGGUUGCUAUAGUAGAGGGGCAUCUAGUUCAGGCUCUGGAGCUAGUUCUUUGCCACUUUGUGGUCCCAGUUCUUCCUUCACAUCCUCCAUACAUUCAUCUUCCAGCCCUACCUUCUUUAGUUUAGCACUGUCAUCUGACUCCCCUUUAUCUUGGGGCUUCCCAUGGGACCCCUGUGAUGCACCGAGGGGAGCUUGUUCUGCCUCUUUUGCUACUCCUUCCUCAUGCUCUUCUUCACCAGCCCCACUGGUUUCUCAUUCAGUGCUGCAGCGCCGUUUCUCCCUGUCCCCUGUACACAUUCAGAAUGCCUCAGUGGCAAUCUUGAACCCUCAGCCCUCCUCUGUUUCAGCUCUUGCCUAUGGUUUUCCUGGCAUAGAGCACCCAGGCCUGUCUCCAUCUCCCACUUCAGCUUGCAGUACCCCCUCCUCUUCUAGGCGAGACCGGCACGCUGCAUUGCCACGAUGUCACUCACAGCCUUGUGACAUGCGCAAGCCUCGUUUGAAGAGGCGCCAUGACCCAGAUGUUCUGCCCUGCCCCAGGCCAGGCCUGGACUUCAGCAAGAUGACACAGAUUGGUAAUCGUGAAGGCCUGUUAGGUGAUGGUGGCUGCAUAUUUCCAGUGUCUUAUGCGGAGCAGCGCUUAUCCUUCUCCCCAGCUGAAUUUCUUGGACGAGCCAGCAUUGGGCCCUUAAGUGAAAGUGAAGAGGAGGAUGAAGAGGAAAGAAAAAGAACUAUAAUGGAUGUUGGAAAAAAUACAGUUUUUGAGAGAGACUGCACAGAAUUAGACUUGAACCUUAUAGAGGAAAACUGACUACUCUUUGGUGCUCCUAAUGUGACUACUGCAUUCAUACUCAUAUAAAGCUAAUGUCAAAUUGCAUUGCUAUGUUUGUAACAUUUGAGCAAGUUCACUAUUCAACAUUGCACAGUAAUGCCAGUGCCUGCCUGUUUGGCACUCAAUAGGGAAAUGCGCAUGAGCAAAUAAGCAAGUUUUCAUGUGCAGAGAUGUUUGACUUUAUGUUGAUACUAGUCUUAUUUUGCAUUAACCAUUGGUAUGCAUCUCACUAGUCUUGCAUAUCUUUGUCAAGGAACACUAUAUAUGGGAGUAAGCAGAAGGUUCUUAAUAUUUGCUCUGAUUAUUACAUUAUGUGCAGUAAAAAAAAAAAAAAGUGGUGAAAUUGGAUGAAAAUAGCUUUCUUCAGUGGCCCAGUCUAAUCCAGCAAUAGACUGCUUUUAGAUUUUGAUAUCUAAAUUUGGAUUAAUUGUGACCUAUUAAAAU
Messenger RNA from Melanotaenia boesemani (Boeseman's rainbowfish), 1930 nucleotides. Its product is annotated as protein FAM53C-like. NCBI's taxonomy places the organism in Eukaryota, Metazoa, Chordata, Actinopteri, Atheriniformes, Melanotaeniidae. The record is from RefSeq and is a predicted model, not a curated record. Gene Ontology annotation, biological process: protein import into nucleus. The transcript is spliced from 5 exons. Gene Ontology annotation, cellular component: nucleus. Bases 254 to 1465 code for a protein of 403 amino acids.